Molecule: messenger RNA, 1411 nt
Organism: Tetranychus urticae (two-spotted spider mite)
Lineage: Eukaryota; Metazoa; Arthropoda; Arachnida; Trombidiformes; Tetranychidae
Gene: Hao
Product: Hydroxyacid oxidase
Biological process (GO): fatty acid alpha-oxidation
Cellular component (GO): peroxisomal matrix
Molecular function (GO): FMN binding; (S)-2-hydroxy-acid oxidase activity
Source: RefSeq, a predicted model, not a curated record
AUCAAUCGAAGAGUUUUAAUUACAAUUCUAGUUUGUUGUUGCGGCUCUUUAUUCACUCUGUUUCUUCUGUAGAUAAGUUUUUACUCUUGAUCUUUAUAUUAUUUCUUGUCUUUCAGUUAACAAUGGUAAAUAAAAGUGUAACCAAAGUACCAACUGAUCAACAGCAAAAUCAAUAUUCCAAAUUGAUUGAUGGUCAAUUCCCAUCAGAAAAUGUUCUACAAACGCUGGUAAAUAUUCGAGAUUUUGAAAUUGAAGCUAAAAAACGUAUUUCAAAAAAUGCUUGGGGUUAUUAUAAAUCAGGUGCUAAUUAUGAGAUUACACUGAAGGAGAAUGAAAAUGCUUUCAAUAGACUUCGAUUGAGGCCAAGAUUUUUCAAUAAAGAUGUAAGUCAUGUCAAUCUACAGACAAAGGUAUUUGGUCAAAAAAUUGCUUUUCCUAUUGGUGUUUCACCAACGGCAAUGCAAAGAAUGGCUAAUCCAAUCGGGGAAAUAGGAACAGCUCGAGCUUGUCAAAAAAUGGGAACCAUUUACACAAUGUCUACAUUGGCAACUUGGUCAGUGGAAGAUAUUGGUCGGGAAGCACCGAAUGGUAUCAAAUGGCUCCAAUUGUAUAUCUAUAAAAAUCGAGAAGCUAGUUUGAAUUUGGUUCGUCGAGCUGAGUCCGCUGGAUUUACAGCUUUAGUGGUUACUGUUGAUUUACCCAUAACAGGACAAAGAUAUGAUGAUAUGAGAAAUCAAUUUGUAUUACCAGAGCCUUACAAAUUAGCCAAUUUACCCGGUGACUUGUCUGUAAUGGGAGACAAAAAAGACGGUUCAGGAUUACAAAACUAUGUAAGCGAUGCGUUUGAUGCUUCUUUAACUUGGAAAGAUGUUGAAUGGUUCAAGAAUCAAACAAGUCUUCCAUUAAUCGUGAAAGGUAUUCUGACGGCAGAAGAUGCUAUUUUGGCUGUUGCUCAUGGCGCAAAAGGAAUUGUUGUUUCAAACCAUGGAGCUCGUCAAUUGGACACUGUCCCAACAUCAAUUGAGGUCUUACCAGAAAUUGUUCGUGCCGUUGGAAAUAAAGCGGAAAUCUUUCUUGACGGUGGGAUAAGAAGUGGAACUGAUGUACUUAAAGCUUUGGCUUUGGGUGCAAAAAUGGUAUUCGUUGGUAGACCUGCAAUUUGGGGUCUCGCGUGUGGAGGUGAAUCAGGCGUUGUCAAAGUACUGGAUUUACUGAAGAAGGAAUUGGAAAUCGCAAUGGCUUUAUCGGGCUGUUCAACUCUUGAAGAUGUCACAUCCGCAUUAGUUUGUCGUUCUGAUUCAUUUUGGUCGCAUUUGUAAGCUUAUAAUGACGUUAAUUAUAAAUUACAUCGGGAUAUGUAAUAACUUUCUUUAAAUAAAAAUAUCCAAGAGGGGGUAAUUAUAUUAAUAAA